Molecule: messenger RNA, 800 nt
Organism: Tachysurus fulvidraco (yellow catfish)
Lineage: Eukaryota; Metazoa; Chordata; Actinopteri; Siluriformes; Bagridae
Product: adhesion G protein-coupled receptor E3-like
Exons: 4
Coding region: 58-591 (177 amino acids)
Biological process (GO): adenylate cyclase-activating G protein-coupled receptor signaling pathway
Molecular function (GO): G protein-coupled receptor activity
Source: RefSeq, a predicted model, not a curated record
GCAGUUGAACCGGAAAACUUCUCGACAAACCUCCGUCUCAAUACAAGUCAUGCCUCUAUGGAUAUCAAUCUAAUUGCAAAUUUUAAUAAAGACAAAGGACAAGUUGCUGUGGCCUUCAUGAGCUACACUGGCAUGGCAAACUUAUUAGAACAUACCUUCACCAAAACAUUUACAGACACAAAGAAAACCAUUAUAUCCAUGGUGGUGUCAGCAACACUUCCCAAAUCCAAUGACACCAACACACCUGAACCUGUCAACUUCACCCUGAAGCACAUCAGAGAGGUGGCACCUGACCAUAUUCUCUCCUGUGUAUACUGGGAGGAAAACAGAUGGGUUUCAGAAGGCUGUAGUAUCACAGAGACCAAUAGCAGUCACACUGUGUGCAGAUGUAAUCGCUUAGGGACCUUUGCUAUCAUCGUGCAGUCUGAUCCAUGCGAGAAUUAUUUGUCAAGAUCAUGCACACUGGGGUUCCUGCAUCAAAUUCCUUUUGAAAUUCAUCCAGAAUUACCACAAGAGGUAAGAGAUGUUUGCUGUUAUUUCCUUGAUUAUAAAUAUCGGGCCCUUUUUGGAGCACAUGGUAAUUUAAUUUAGAUAUGGAUUCAUGGAUGUCUCUCCACCCGUCGGACAGAUGGUGAAAAAAUAUUUGAACGUCGUAAUGAAUCUCACGACUCGUAUGACAGACAGUGAUUUUGAUCAAUUUUUUUUUGCAUCCUAUGGAGAUGCUGUAUUGAAUGUAACUGAGCAACUGGUGUCUACACUGGUGAGAAAAACAAAUCCUUCCAUCAGCUUGUCUCUCCAAG